AUGACCAGCCACGAAAACUACCUUUCCAUCGACCCACAUCCCAUCGAGCAAGCCCUCAUCUUAAAAUUUUUGCAACCCAGCCAGAGUAACGGGAAUGUACGCCAAAAAUUGGUCACUUUUCGCGAGCUGACGGAUGCCGUGGAUCUAAAAGAACUAGCCAACGAAGUACAGGCACAAUGUCCAGAAAUCCCGGAUGGGAUGCGACCGGAAUUGGAACAUUCAUUGCGAUAUCUGCAAAAACGAAAGAAUGCUUUGAGAACGAGAGACAAUUCUGUAUCUCAAGACUCUCGACCGAUGACGGCUAGCACAGCAAGCAUGGAUAAGGUUGAGGAAUAUAUGGAACUUUUUUAUGAAGAAAUAAAUGAUAAAACUCGUGGCGCGGCAAGCAUUUUGGAGCUGGCAGCUUGUCCUGCUAAUUUGCAAGAUUUGGUUGCAAAUGAAUCCCUUAUCGGGGCACUUGUUCGAAUAUUCCGUGAAGAUUGGAAGAAAAGCUUUGAGUUAGCCACGAAUAUUGUUCGCAUCUUCGUCCACAUUUCCUAUUAUGAGAAUUUUCAUGAGCAGAUUACACAACACAAGAUGGGCGCUCUUUGUAUGACGGCUAUCGAGCAUGAGCUAAAGCGAGGGGAGCUUUGGGCAGUGGAGAUCAAUCGGGACGAGCAAACAGCCAAGAAAUAUAGGCUUGCCCUGAAGAAGCAACAGAUUUUGAUCGCAGCUUGUGUUGCCUUACUGAAUAACCUUUCGAAUGAUAUUGCCGUACAACAAAAAAUGAUCAAAAGGGACAUUUUGCCGCUUCUUAUCAAAAGCCUGGAUUUGAAAGAGACCCCACAAUUACAAUUAGCGACAACCCAAUUUUUGCUGAAAUUAAGUAUUUUCUCGGAAAAUAAAACAGCAUUGGAGCAAGAUGCGGUUAUGGACAAAUUGAUUGGUUUGGUGACACUAAGUGAUGAAGAAGUCAGGAAACAGGCUAUUCGUAUCUUAUUCAACCUUUCCUUCGACGAGAAAAAUCGGUUGAGGAUGGUUCAAGCUGGUCUGGUGACACAUAUAUCACCACUGAUACAAAAAAGCUACGCAUUGAACCUACUCUAUCAGUUGACAAUUAAUGACGACGCAAAGGCUAUGGUGACGUAUACAGAUGCUAUACAACUCCUGAUGUCGGAUCUCCUUUCCGGUCAAGCAUCGGACGUGGCGAAAGCUGUAUUAAUUAAUGCGUGCAUCGAAAAACGUAAUGCCCAACUGGUAUGCGGGCCUCGAGGCGAAGGGUUGGAUUUAUUGCUGGAGCAGGCACAGGAAAGUCGAGAUCUUCUCGUUCUAAAAAUCGUUCGCAACAUCUCCUCUCACUCCGGUCCAACACAAGAACACUUUUUGAAAUGGCUGCCACAAUUAAUCGAAGUCAUGAAAGAGGAUGCUCUUUCCCCAGCUGAAGAAAAAUCGGCAUAUGCAUUAGAAGCUGUCGGGGUCAUUGCUACAAAUGUGUCUGCAGAUUGGGCAAGUCUAUGCCAAACCCACCAACUCGUUCCCUGGAUGAGCAAGGUAUUAUUGGAGCAGAAAAAGGAGCGAGAACCUCUACAACUUCAGUUGGUAAUACUUUGCGGCUCAAUGGCGACCCAAAUAGCAGCUGCUCGAUUAUUAGUGCCGUUGCUGGAAACGUUUCUGAAAUUGUUACAUUUAAUGCAAGAAGACGAUGAGCUCGUUGUGCAGCUGCUGUAUUUAUUUUUGCAAUUAAUCAGGCAUAAAGAGCUUUCCGAACGGUUGAUGGGUCGACAAUCGGUACUUGGUGAUUAUGUCAUCGAUUUGAUGCACGAUAAAAAUGAGGCUAUCCGGGAAAUGUGCGAGACGGCGCUUGUUAUCAUUGGGGAACAUAGUAUCGAAUGGGCACGCCGCAUCGCUACUCAACGCUUCCGCUGGCAUAAUGCUCAAUGGCUAGAAACGGUCGAAACUAACGGUGUCGAAAACUUAUUAGACGACCAUCUGGAAGAAGAAGAAGAAUGGAAGCGACAGGUGAUUUUCGACGAUCAUCUAAUCGAUGAUGACGAAGAGGAACGAUUGUUU
Messenger RNA from Mesorhabditis spiculigera, 2049 nucleotides. The record is from the annotation of a GenBank genome assembly. NCBI's taxonomy places the organism in Eukaryota, Metazoa, Nematoda, Chromadorea, Rhabditida, Rhabditidae.